Molecule: messenger RNA, 1469 nt
Organism: Zingiber officinale
Lineage: Eukaryota; Viridiplantae; Streptophyta; Magnoliopsida; Zingiberales; Zingiberaceae
Product: PH domain-containing protein DDB_G0287875-like
Exons: 6
Coding region: 436-1278 (280 amino acids)
Source: RefSeq, a predicted model, not a curated record
AAUUCUGUUUUUUCUCUCUCGUGUUUCUCAUCGCCGAAGCCGUCUUCGAACUCCAAAGCCCUAUCUCUAGACGCUCACUCACGACGAUUCUCCUCGGCCGCCAUCCUCACCAACCCGGCAUCUCCAGUGCCUUUAACCUCACCAUCGAGAGGACAACCCAUAUCGCUAGGGCCUACGACAUCAGCAACCUCAACGACUGCUCCUCCGGUCUAUCAUCAUCCUGCACACUUCCUCCUCCCCUACUUCAGAUUCCCAAAGGAUACACAACCUGGACUUCUAAGAGCACAAAAUCCUACAAAGAAACUGAUCCAAUUGGGGGUGCAGUUCAUCUCCAUGGACAAAUAAUCAAGGAUUCGGUGGAAAAUCUAAAGAUCAAGGGGGCCUUUAAACAACAAGGACCGGCUCUGUUCGCUGCCCUUCUUCCGCACUGAGAGAAUGUGGAAGGCUGCCAUGCUCAAACACCUUGCAUCAAUGAAAGGGCAUGCCCCAGUCUCUGACUCAACACAAGAACCGCUGAGUACUGCGAGCUUUACUCUUACUGAAGCAACCCCUGCCACUGUCACCCGAGAUCACUCCUCUGAUCCGGAGGACGAGAUGCCCCUACGUGUCCGCAUGAAACGCCUGAGAGCAAAACGACCGUCCCCUGCAACUGUAAUUCCAUUAGCAGUGCUUCCUCCAGAACCAUCUCCCACUCCCCGGAGUGAAGUUAACCCAGCCCCUGCAUAUGCUUCCUCCAAGACUCAUCCUGCCUCUCUGCGCAAUCCCAGGUUGACGAGCCUUGCGCAGGGAGAACGAGGCCCUGUCCAACAACUCUCUCUGCUGAAUCUGUUGGAAGACACCUCCGCCAUGCUGAUGCAAGCGUGGACUCGCCACAAGGAAUUGGCCUUCCGGGUUCCCCGCCUAGCAGAGGCUCACAAAGCCAGCAUGGCCAGAGAAGCGGAAGCUCGCAGCAAGAAUUCCAAGUUAUUAAAGGAGCUCGCUGACAUGAAGCUUGCCCUAGAGCUAGCCGAAGCUGCCCGGCAGGUGAUAGAGAAAUCCGCUGCGGAGGAGCAAACUCGUCUCACCGAGGAGAAUGCGCGUUUAAAGGCUGAGAUGGCUGCCUACCAGGGUGGAGAAGAAGACAGGUGGAAUACUCGCAAGGCGGAAUUUCUAGCUUCGCUCGAGCUUAAUGACAUGCCGGGUUCCCGCGCUGCCCUCUUCUUUGAACGAGGUUUUGUAGGUGCCGUCGAACAAUUCCGAGCUCAGGACUACCGAGUACCGACCGGCAGGAGCUUCUGAAGAUUUCUUAGAUUCCUACAAGGCCUUACGGAAUAUACCUCGGGAGCUCUUCGGUUCACAACCUUCACCCUCUUUCAACUAGAAGCUAAUCUUUUGUUAGUGAACUAUACGUCUAUACAUUAUCAUUUUCGGACUGAUCUAGUACCAUUUUGGAUGUUAUUGUAUUAAAAAAUUCUGUUCGUGUGUGUUCA